This is a messenger RNA of Colletotrichum karsti, 705 nucleotides long. RefSeq lists its product as uncharacterized. Lineage: Eukaryota; Fungi; Ascomycota; Sordariomycetes; Glomerellales; Glomerellaceae. The transcript is spliced from 3 exons. Bases 1 to 705 code for a protein of 234 amino acids. Gene Ontology annotation, cellular component: cell wall. The record is from RefSeq and is a predicted model, not a curated record. Gene Ontology annotation, molecular function: manganese ion binding.
AUGUUUAUCAACACUAUCUCCAUUGCCGCCAUGGCCCUCUCCUCUCUUGCCAUGGCUGCUCCUCACCACCGCAGAGGCGACAACGACUCUGCCACGGGUCUGAGUUUGACUGCCCAGCUUCAACUUGCGGACACUGGUGCUGCUCGGUACAAGCUUCUCCCGAACGACGAGGACUUCGUCUAUGACUUCAACACGAGCCAGGUCGCCCUCGCCAACCGCGUGACCUUCCCCGCCGUGACCGGCCUUGGCGGAAGCAUGGCAGUUGCCUCGUUGCCUGCCUGCGCCAUGAGCUUCCUCCACCUUCACCCCCGCGCCUCGGAGUUCCUCGUCGUCACUUCAGGCCGCAUCUUGACCGAGAUGGUGCCCGAAGCCGGCGUCGUCGGUGCUGACGGCAAACAGCGAGUGAUUCGCGCUGAUCUGGGCCCCAACCAGAUGACCGUCUUCCCUCAAGGAUCCUUCCACACCCAGGUCAACCCUGAGUGCGCUCCUGCCUCGGCUGUCGUGUCCUUCUCUUCCGACGAGGGCGGUACCGCCAUGGUUGCAGCUCAGACCUUUGCUCUGAGCGACGACGUCAUCACGACUUCCUUUGGCGGAAGCAUUGCUGGCGAGGACAUUGACAAGGUGCGCCAGGCUAUUCCCAAGAACCUUGUUCUUAAGGUCGAGUCGUGCUUGAAGAAGUGCGGCCUUGAGAAGCGGGCUGCUUAA